UUUUUUUUUUUUCUUCGGUCUUACAGCCGGAGCAGGAAAACAAGGAGUGCAGAAAGGGAGAGAAAGAAAGAAAAAAAACCCCUGGAAAUUAAUUUGAAAUGGCUUUUCGGAGAAGAAAUAAGAGCUACCCUUUCUUUAGUCAGGAGUUUUUAAUUCAGAACCAUGCCGACAUCGUGUUUAGUUUGGUCAUCUUCAUUUUAAUUGGCCUGAUGUUUGAGGCAACUGCAAAAACAGCCAUUCUCUUUAUCCAACCCCAGUACAACAUCAGCACAUUGAACGCAGACGGAGAGCUGACUCUCUACCAUUACGGCUGGAAAGACUGCGCCACCGUCCUCUUCUAUCUCUUCAUCACCAUCAUCCUCCACGCGGUGGUGCAGGAGUACAUCCUGGAUAAAGUAAACAGGCGUCUUCACCUUUCGAAGAGCAAGAACACGAAGUUUAACGAGUCCGGACAGCUGUGUGUGUUCUACAUCGUCUCUAGUUUGUGGAGCCUAUACGUUCUUGCUACUGAGGGUUACAUUCUGCACCCAAGCAGCCUUUGGGAGAACUACCCUCACGUCCACCUGAGGUUCCAGGUGAAGUUUUUCUAUCUGACCCAGUUGGCGUAUUGGCUCCACGCUCUGCCCGAGCUCUACUUCCAGAAAGUGCGCAAGGAAGAGAUCCCUCGUCAGCUGCAGUAUAUCUGCCUGUACCUGUCUCACAUCCUGGCUGCGUACCUGUUAAACCUAACGCGUGUAGGGUUGGUGUUACUCUUCCUGCAGUAUGUCUCUGAGACGGGUUUCCAUCUGUCCAGACUCGUCUACUUUAUCGACGAGACGCACCAUAAAAUGUUUGACCUGUGGUCAGUCGGGUUUGUUUUGACCCGUAUGGUGUCUCUGACCCUGAUGUUCUUGUCCGUGGGUUUCGGUUUGGCGCGAUCAGAGAACCAGACGCUCGACUGGGAGGCCGGAAACUUCAACACCCUCCCUAUCAGGCUCUUGGUGCUGUUCCUGGUGUGUUCUACACAGUCAUGGCUGCUGUGGAAGUUUUUCUGUUUCCAGCUGAGACGCACUCGCGAGUUCCGACUGGAGCAGGCGAGAAAGAGAGCAGCAGCUAAACAACAGACUUCACGCACUGUCAAACGCGACACAGCUGGUCACCAUGAGAACGGCGCGCUCAAAGUGGAGAACGGAACGUCACCUCGGCUGAAGAAGCUCAAAGCCCCUUAACCCCGCCCCCUUUUUAUAACCCCGGCCCAUUUUUGUAAGGGACAGAAACAGGAAACGGGUGACCCCUUCCUGUUCUGAUCUAUAAUAGACUGAGGGUGCUACAACAUUCCAUAGAGGACGUGCCAUCCAAAAGUGUUGGCACCCUUGGGGGGUGGGGGGUUGUUAAUAUGUACCCUCUUUUUUUUUUUUUUUUUUGGUACAUCGUUGUCAGUAUUUGUUACGUUCUUUUCAAAUAAGCAUUAUUGCGAUUUCUCUCUCUUCUGCCGCUUCGCACCAAUACGCAACUUUUUUAUCUCAUCCGAAAGCCAUGUUUUUCUUUUUUUUUUUCUUUUUUUGUUGAGUUUUCUGAAUCAGUACUGUAUCAGCCAGCCUUGGGGGAAGUGAUGAAACAGGCCUACGGUGGCUUGGGAAGGACAUCCAGAGUGCAGGUCACCCACCAAGUGGGAAGGAUUUUUUGGGGAGGUUGUCUUUUGUUUGUUUGUUUGUUUGUUUUAAAGUGGGGGGGGGGGGGGGGUUCUUGAAUGUCAUGGCUUUUUCUCAAUCACAGUGAGGACGUUAGGAAGAUAGAAAUCUUUGACACGUUUAGAAAAAGAUAUUCACGGUCACAUCAUUUAUGAUGACAAUAAAACUACAAAAUAAAAAAAAAAUAAAAAAACGGCCGAGUUGUUAAUUUUCUAGCAACGGAGUGUCUUUAAAACCUUCACGAAACCGGUCGGGUGAAGAGAAUUAUGGGAUACGUAAUUAUGGGAGACGAGCAACGCUGCUUCUUAAGUUCGGACGGAAUAAGAAAGGCGGCGGCUUCCUGAACGACCUCCUUAUAAAAAUGUAGCCUGAGACGGAUCUGCUUUCCGAUUGGUUUGUAAUGAUUUUCUGAGGAGCACAGACUCCGCCCCUCGCCGCCUGAACCACGUCGCUGGAGUAAAUGCAGAACUCGAACAAUACGGCACAGAUCGUUCAUUUCCGAACAACCGAAUCCAAGGCCGGUUAGAGAAAUUUCAUUGCCAUGACAACACCUUAAGCAUCUUAAGUGAUCUUCACUCCUGUUCUUAAAACAAGACGUGAACAGUGCAGGAGAAUUUAAAGAAUAGUUAGUUAAAAAAAAAAAUAAUCAAACCGAGAAAUGAAUAAUGCAAACUGUGGUCCAAUCAGGAGUCGGCCAUUUUAUCGCUACUCCUGGCAAAAUGUCUCUUGAGCACCUGCGCACUUAGAAUAAAGAGAUGUUUAAAAAAUGCAUCUGUCAUCUCGUAUGUAAUCGUUGUCUAGAUCUAGAUCAGUGUCUCUGAAAAGUUGCCAGUUGAUUAUUUUCCUAUAACCCCAUAAGGUGCGAGUGAGAGGAUUGUACAAGGUGUCCUGGCCGCCCUCGUCCCCUCGCUGUGGUGUUCCAGGAACAUAAUCAGCGGCAGGGUGGUAUGAUGAAGCGUAGUUAACGUCAUCACCCCAAGCUUGAUUCAUUUCCUAUAACAGCACAACCCUGAGUGUUUUAUUUAUUUGUUAAAGUACAGCGUCGUACUGUUGAACCGUGUAUAUUUGCAGUGAAUGUUCCACGAAACAAGUUAGUUCCUGUUCACUCUGGGGUUCUGGUUCACCAGCUUCCCUUUUCUCUCUCGAAGUUAAAAACAAAAAAAGAAAAAAAACGCAGCUGGUCAUGUUACUGAGAAACCACAAAGCAUAAAUUCCUCUGCCCUGAAGACUUUCCUGGGUUGGAAAGCUCUGACACUGGAGACUCCUUCCAUAAAUGUUCAAAAAUAAUGGUCUCGUUACGGAAGGUACGAUACGACGAGCGCAUUGAUAUAAACCUGCACUACUGUCAGAGCUGCUGUUAUAGAACGUCAAUCAAUCAACACCUGACCAAUCAGAAUCCAGAAUUCAUCAGGUCUGAUUAGGUCAUCAUUUGGCUCUUACUUGGUUUGCGUUUUUGGAAAAGGGAAAACAGUGUCUCAGUCAUUUAAGUGUUAAAGUGUUAUCCGUGGCUUUGCUCUGCUCGGUGAUUACAAUUACAACCUUAUAAUUCUCCGUCUGGGGAAUCUGAGCUCGGAUUUUGGGAAGUAAAAAAAAAAAAAAAAUCGACGUCCACGUCCACCCCUCCCGUUCAGACAGCCUACCGUUCGGACUUUUUUAAAAAAAUAUGCAGUUGUGAAAUUGACAAAAAGAAAAAAAAAAGUGUGAAUAAUGUGUUUGUUUUUGUGCAUGUGAUCUGGUUUGUACAACUCAUGAUAAAUAAAUACGUUCUUAUUUAA
Ictalurus punctatus (channel catfish) is the source of this 3445-nucleotide messenger RNA. It is a transcript of the gene tram2, whose product is annotated as translocation associated membrane protein 2. Gene Ontology annotation, cellular component: endoplasmic reticulum membrane. The record is from RefSeq and is a predicted model, not a curated record. The transcript has 11 exons. Gene Ontology annotation, biological process: protein insertion into ER membrane; SRP-dependent cotranslational protein targeting to membrane, translocation. Lineage: Eukaryota; Metazoa; Chordata; Actinopteri; Siluriformes; Ictaluridae. Bases 99 to 1208 code for a protein of 369 amino acids.